UGCUAUUUUUGCUGUUAAUAUUGCAACUUUAUUCUUCUAAAAUUGUAUUUUUAUUCUCAUAAAAAAUGACUGCUGUUUUUUUUUUUUUCAUUUUUGCUGUUUUUUUUUUAAUUUUCUUGUUUAGUUGUAUUUUAGAAUGUGCUGAGGGGCUGAUACAAAACAGUAGUGGGCCGUAUAUGGCCCCAGGGCCAUACUUUGGAAACCGAUGGUCUGUCGUGAAACAGGACCAAACGGGGACCGAGACCGCCUGAGAACCGGACCAAAAAAUGACAAGUGUGAUGGCACCAUAGUAUUUAGCAGAAGCAACAUUCACAGGCCGUCCACUAUCAGUUCUUGCAAUUAGUCAUGCAUACCGCUGACCCACAUUUGGGGAAACUGCAACCAGGAAGUUGUAAAACGCAGCAAAAACAUAGGAAAUGCAGGGAGGGCAAAGUUGAGCUUGUUGUUAUGCUUGGGGGAUUAAAGUGUCAUCUUUGUGCAUGGCCACUGAGUUAUUUUCCAGCCUCUCCUUCUUAGAUUAAAAUAAAAGGUUUAUAAAGUCAGGGUCUGGCGGGCUGCUGUCUUGCAUGUCAUUUCUCUUGUCUCUUCUCUCUUCGACUAUGAAGCCUGCGAUAUGCUCAUUUUGCAACACGGUGUCUUCCAAUGCCAAAUAGUACAGAAUGAGAUUGUGCAUUUAAAAAAAAAACACGUGUUAAAGAUUACAAGCUGUCCCCUCCUCCUGGUGCCUACGGCUUCUUGCUGUUGUCGACUAUUGAGCUACCAGCUGACCUACUUUCUCUCCUCUCAGCCGCUCGCUGCUGUUGACAAGCCCGCCGAGGAUGGUGGACCACGCAGCCCGCGAAACACACGGAUGGCAAAGCGCUUGAAGUGGACUUUUUCCAUCUAGCCCUCUCAGAAGCGACCAGACGGGUUUUUUCUCCUAAUACAUGCGCCUUGUCAACUUGUUAUGCAAUUUAACGCGUUCGGCCACGCAGCCCUCGUCGCUGCGCACGCAAAAAAAUGAUCACAUCGGUGCAGUUUUUAGGCGUGGAUGUUUGUUUUCUGCCGGACACCCUUUGCUUUCAAGUACGUGGCGGGAGCCAUGAUGGACUGAACACCUUAGAAAAGUGACGUCGGCGAAGGCGCAGCUCUGAGUUUAAGCAGAAUAAACAAACAUGAGAGGAUGAAUGAGACAGAAGACAUGGAGAUGAAGAUGGCGUCAAACACAGAAUGGAUUUGGCAUUUGUACGUCCGCUAGGGUGUGCUAGUUUUGUGUGAAAGUACGCUCAGAUGAGGUCAACACGGAUGGGACUUGUGAGAAUCGAGAGACAGCCUGGAUGGGAAAGAGCGUGAGUAUGGACAACCUUUCUGACUUCGGCGGCCCCUGUCCUUCCAGCCGCAGGGAAUGGGAUACCAUCAGCUGCGUGGAAGAUUUAAUGGAUGAAGAUGAAAAAGACAGGGCCAAAAGGGCAUCCCGAAACAAAUCGGAAAAGAAGCGACGAGACCAGUUCAAUGUGCUCAUCAAAGAGCUAUGCACCAUGCUGCAGGGCCAAGGCCAUCCUCGCAAGAUGGACAAGUCCACCAUACUGCAAAGAACUAUUGACUUCUUGCAGAAACAAAAAGACAUCAGUGCACAGAAUGAAACGUGCGAUGUCAGACAAGACUGGAAGCCUUCAUUCCUCAGCAACGAGGAGUUCACGCAGCUCAUGCUCGAGGCGCUUGAUGGUUUCUUGUUAGCGUUAACUACAGAUGGAAACAUCAUAUACGUGUCGGACAGUGUGUCUUCACUUAUUGGACAUUUGCCGUCAGAUAUGGUGGACCAAAAUAUCUUAAAUUUCCUCCCGGAACGGGAACACGGGGAGGUGUACAAGCUGCUAUCAUCCCAUAUGCUGAUGACUGACCCCAUUGCUGCUGACUUCCUGGCCGGUGAGGCACAUGUUGAAUUUUGCUGUCACCUUGCCAGAGGCAACAUCGAUCCAAAAGAGCAACCUGUGUACGAGUAUGUCAAGUUUGUUGGGGAUUUCAAGUUUCAUAACAAUGUGCCUACAUCCUCUUGUAAUGGGGUUGAAUUGACAUUACCAAGAAGCCUGCAGUCAUCGCUGGAGGAGCAGGUCUGCCUCAUUGCUACUGUACGAUUAGUCACUCCGCAGUUUCUCAAGGAUUUGUGUAACGUGCAUGAUCCUUGUGAUGAAUUCACGUCCCGGCACAGCCUCGAAUGGAAGUUCCUGUUUCUAGAUCAUAGGGCUUCUCCAAUCAUAGGCUAUUUACCCUUCGAGGUUCUUGGAACAUCUGGCUAUGAUUACUAUCAUGUGGAUGAUUUGGAGCUUAUAGCACAAUGUCAUAAGCAAUUGAUGCAGUUUGGAAAAGGUAAAUCCUGCUACUACCGCUUUCUGACAAAGGGCCAGCAGUGGAUUUGGUUGCGGACGCACUACUACAUUACGUAUCACCAGUGGAACUCAAAACCAGAGUUCAUAGUGUGUACUCACACUGUUGUCAGUUAUGCUGAAGUACGAGCUGAAAGGAGGCGAGCGUUUGGCCUUGAGGAGCUGUCGCCACUGGAGAUAGCGCCCUCCUCUGUGAAGGCCCAGGAGCUGUACUUGGACAUGUGCUCCACACUGGACCCGCCACGGGACAGAAAGAGCGGUGCACGUUCAGUAUCCUCCCACAGCUCUCGGAAGUCCUCCCACACAGCACAGUCGGACUCAGCAUCAGCAAACUCAUACACGGAGACCUGCACGCCGUCAUGGCAGUCUGCUUCUGUCGGCACAGAGAGAACGCCAGCCAGACUCCAAGCUGGGAGUUCAAAGAAUUUGACCCAAAGACAAAAUUCCUUUGACCUGGUCCCCCAAAUGAGCCUCCCCGUUUCUCCUCCUUGCAGCAAGCGUUCAGUGAUGCAACAGCAAACACCACAACAACAACAGCAGCAGCAGCAGCAGCAGCAGCAGUCGUCGUCGUCCAUGUUUCAGCUGCAGCAGCCUCAGCUUGGUGUCAUGAACCAGCUGAAGGAGCAACUGGAGGAGAGGACGCGCAUCCUGCAGGCUGACAUUAAGACGCAGCAGCAGGAGCUACACGACAUCAAAGAGAAGCUUCACCUCGCUAACCUUCAGAUGUUGCUACAACAGCCCAUCCACAAUGAAUUUGGCCAGCAGCCCCAGCCGCCCCAGCAGCAGGGCCCAGGCAGGCCGACCCCGCAGAGCCAAUCGGGGGUCAUCCGGCAGCUCCCGUGCCCCCCAAAACCACAAUCUUGCGGGGCUCACAGUUCGUCCCCUCAUUCGCUGCUGAGGGAGAACAGCUCUCCCUCCACACAGGUCCCACAGAGGAUCCCCCGAAGUAGCCAGGUGCAGUCAGUGAGUUUGCCCAUGCAGACCAACACGAGCCUGACCAUGCCCUUCUACAGCAACCCCAUGAUGUUCUCUCAGACCAACACCAGGCCUCUACACGAUGCAAACCAAAGACACACGGACAACGAGUUUAACCAAGACGGACAACUACGCAUGCUCCUCAACCAGCCAAUGCAGACGCUGGUUCCCACAAGCAGUGUGUCCUCGCAGCCUUCCCAACAGUGCAACAUGGGCAUUCCCCAGACCUUAUACACCUUGGAUCAGCAGAUCAUCACGCCUUCGUUCUCCAUGCAACAGGUCAACUGCAACGCCGUGCUCGUGCCCUCUCAGGUCUUCUCGUCGCCCAUCAUGAUCCCGCACAACAGUUUCAUCUCCCACCAGUCGCAGUCAAGCUACCAGGCUCAGCCUCAGGCCUCACAGCACUCCCUACAGCUCCAGCAGCCCCAGCAGUUCUUUCAGAUGACCCAAGGACUCGUGCACAGUGGGUCGACUCCAGCAUUCUUACAUACUGCCAACAUCCAGCAGCAAAGUACCGUGGGAUACAUACAGCAGCCGCCGCCGCCGCCGCCGCCACAAGCACAGCAGCAACAGCCGCAACAAAGAUCGUACCAACAUUCCCAAAAUCAGAAUGUUUCAGACUUUCGAAAUAUGCUAACGCGGUAGCACUGUGGAAAUCGGCAUCAAACUCUGCAGCAAAAGUGACAGACACAAGCGGCCCGAACAUUUAAUGUGAAGCAGCUCGUUCACGGGGCGUGCUGGAGUUAAAUGGCAUUGGGACGCGACGCAGAGCAGACGUGACCUGAGGAUCUGAGGAAUGUGAUGAUGAGAGGCGGGGCCUUUCAUCACCAGCCCGCGACACACUGACUUGUCAUUGAAACAAGUGGAUUUAUCACCGCUGUCACAAGGACGCCACUUUCAUUUCGCACUUUGAUACCACGCCCCACCCAGAAGUAGAGUAUUUAUUUUUGCCUAUACAGUUAAUAUUAAAUAUGCACACUAAAUAGUGGCUUCACAGUGAGAUUACUUUCCCCCACAACCCCCUUCAGUGAUAUCAUGAGUUCUAACUCCCUUUUUUAAUCUGGAAAAAAAGGGACACGUAGGGAAUUUGCAGACGUCGAACAUCACCCCCUAAAUAUGUGACUUGCUGGUAUGCGCGUGGUUCCAUGGGGGCUUCAGUGUGGAAUAUCAUAUCGAAAUUCUCCUUUUAAGCUACACUGACUCCCCAAAGGUAUGUUUGCCUAAACUUGACAAGCAUUCGUCACGGUCUUUAUUGAAAGGCUCAAUCUGCAAAAUGAAGGGCUGCUUCAACUGUCUCAACACCUGCCAGUGAAAUUAACAACAGUGCUCUGCAGUCACCCACAUUGAGCCCUGCAGCGCCACUGUGGACUGACGAGGUAAACAAGUAAAUGGAGGAGGAGGGGUAUACUGUAAUGUGCCUUGAACCAUGCUACUACUUUUACCAUGGUGCAGUUCCAUUGUUGUCUGAUUACGGCUUUAAAAAUCCUACUCAGGUGCAUUUGGAAUACAAAGUUUCUAUUUUCAUAGAUAGUAAUUUAUUAUUUUUUCCCACAUCAGAUUAAAAUCCAGAGACAUUUAGAUUUAUAUUGGAGAUUGGAAAAAAAAUAUAUAUACUGGAUGCCUUUGCAACCUUACCUUGUCCCAUCAAUGAAGUUUUAAGACUUUUAUGUAAACUCUGCAUUGUUCUUUCACAUUCAGUAGUUUGCUGAAACCCUGAUUACAUUUAUUUUAAAUAACUCAGAAAUGAAACCAUGAGGUUGAGAUGAAUUUGAAAGGGUCACCAAUGGUCUUAACAUCUUACCCCACGUCAUUGCAUUUCAUAAAUAAUAUGCAGGGACAUUAAAAGAUUAACAGACUGAGAUGCCAUUUGAGAGGUUAGAAGAUGUGUGCUACAACAUGUGUACAUGUUCAGAAUUGUAUGUCCGUAAAUUGUAUUUUUCACUCCAAAUAGCAUGCCACGAAAAUGGUGCCGUUACAAAGAUAAUAAUGCUUUUUAUUUUCGGACGCUGUCAGAGAGGUAUUCGUUUAACAACGUGUCAGGGAAAGGUGCUUGUGAUAUUUUGGUUAUCGUGCAAAUUGCAAGUUAGUCUAAAACAUCCUGCAGUAUAAUUAGGUUUUUAACAAACAUUUCAUGCAACUUGGCAAAAUUUACAACUACAUACAAUUAACUGAGAGUCAAAAUAUAUUUUAAAAAUAACAUAAAUCUCAUGAAAAGUUUUCCAGAAUGCUUCUAAAAGUGUGCUGGAAAUAAAGGAAAUGCAGAAUCCAGAUGCCAUCUAAUGCAAUCCCAAUGAGAAUAGUACAAUAAAAAUACCAUCCUGACAAUUAAACAAGGGAUUAUUAUCUUUGUAAAGGCAGACUUCUACAGCUCUUGUAUUAGAUCUUAUUAGAUUGUGCAGGUGUACUUAUAUUGCGGCCUGCUCGAUACUACUCGAAUGUCAUUUUCAGUGAAAAAAUUUUUUAGUAAUACAGUGGUACCUCGGUUUUUGUUAUUUCCUUCCAAUCAGACGAAAACAGAAACGUAUGAAAACCCAAGGGAAAUAAUGUAAAUCCAAGGAAUCCAUUGCAGACACCCACCAAUAUUACCUAAAAACACAUUUUAUUAAAAAUAAUUAUAGUUUUACAUGCAGAAAACAAUGCACAAAUAAUUAGGAAUGAUUAACGAUUGGAAUUUAUCGUUGGUGCGGUCUUCCCGUACAUCCUGGUGAGAUUUUAAUUCUGUAGUGUUUCCCAGCUUCUUUAUCACUCACAACUUUUGUUGGCUCCAUGGUGGGUUAUGUAUCAGGCGCACUCAAUAAAAAAUGAGCAACAGUCAGCAACACGUAGGGUGCUUUGUUUGGGCACUCGAUUUUCCGGAAUGAAACCCAUAUUCCACUGCAUACAGCAGUUUCCAACAGCAGUUUCCAGAGUAUGUGGUGAAAUUUAAAAAAACAAAAGAAAGAAAAACAUACAAAAUGAGGCAGUUAGGGGAGGCCUAAACGUUCUAUCGCACCCUUUGAAACCUCCCGGUGUGUUAAUAUUAUAACUGGUGAGUGUGUGAGUGUGUGCGCGCGCAUGUGUGUGCAAUGACGACGCAUCAGAGAGAGAUGUGAAGUAUUUGAAGAAGCUUCAUUGAUGAACAGCUGCUAAUUAUCUGAGGAUCAAACACUGCACACCGUUUUUUCCAAUUUGUCACUCACGUCCUUUUAAUUAUAUGUUGUCAGGAAACCUGACUGCCAUGUGCUCAACUGUGUAUCAGCUUUUACUGACAAUCCUAACUGAAUUCCCCGCAGACACAAUAGAGUUAUGAUCUCAACUGUUAUCGUGUUUUUGGUGGGUCUCCCCCCCCCGCCCCCGCGACGCUUGGUGUGAGCUACGACACGCAUCAAAAGGUGCCGUGCCGUUCUACUCUUCGACGAUGUGCAAUGUCUGUUUGAGAAUGUUAAUUUAUACUGUUUGUAUGUAUGAUACACCACUGUACUGCGUAAAUUAUUAUAUAUAAGUAUUUUUUUUUGUUGAAACACCCUGACAUUCCAUCAUGUGUGGAUGUCUUGUCAGAGACAAUAUGUUACACUCUCAAUGAUUACAGCUCAUAGACCUGGAAUGUGGUAUAGCUUGUUUUUUUCCUCCUGAGCAUGUGAGACACAACCACUGACGAAAAAAACAAAAAAAAAACAAAAAAACUGAAGUUCACCAUGAUGAAGUUUAUCCAAACGCGGAAGAGAUUUACGCUUUUGUUUUUUGUUCUUUUUAGCUGCUCAAAUGCUAAGCAGUGCCAAUAUUUGCAGUUCUGGAGACAUCAUGACAUCUCCCCUCGUGUGGAAGCAGGUGGUGACGACGAGCUGACAUUGUGCAAGAGGCGGGGUGUGCACAUGUGGACCUUUCAGUCAGAAGGACCGCUUAUAUUUUUAUUUGCCUUGCAUUCAUAUGAAAUCAUACGACUCGUGCAAGCGUGAAUGCGCUAAUCUCCCAUUGCAGUUAAACCUCAAAAUGACUUGCAUUAUGGAACAAAAACACCCUGUCUUCACCUGGAUGUAAACAUCUUAGAGCCGUUCGAUCAUGUAAAUAAUCUGCUUGAAACAUUUCAACCAUCUCCCCUGUUUUAGCUUCAUGGGCUCUUUCCAUUUAGUCCCGCUGUUUAUGAAGGUUUGUGAUAUUUUUCCUGAUUUGUCAGGUGAUGAUGGGACACUUUUAUUUUGGUGUAAGACUAUUGAGGCCAGGACCUGAGGAACACGAACCUGCUCCACAGCUAUUUCUGCCGUUGCAGUGCAGAAAACAUUGAAUAUAUUGUAUAUUAGAAUGUACAAAAAAACACUAGAUGAUAUAGUUUAUUUUGUAUGUCUCAUGGAUUACAUCUGUACGUUACAUGAUUUUACAAUUAAAGUAAUUUUGUAACAGAUAA
Molecule: messenger RNA, 7719 nt
Organism: Dunckerocampus dactyliophorus (ringed pipefish)
Lineage: Eukaryota; Metazoa; Chordata; Actinopteri; Syngnathiformes; Syngnathidae
Gene: npas2
Product: neuronal PAS domain protein 2
Exons: 23
Coding region: 1317-3983 (888 amino acids)
Biological process (GO): circadian regulation of gene expression; regulation of transcription by RNA polymerase II
Cellular component (GO): nucleus; cytoplasm; CLOCK-BMAL transcription complex
Molecular function (GO): protein dimerization activity; RNA polymerase II cis-regulatory region sequence-specific DNA binding; DNA-binding transcription factor activity, RNA polymerase II-specific
Source: RefSeq, a predicted model, not a curated record